AUGGCGCAGGAGGUGUCGGAGUACCUGAGCCAGAACCCGCGGGUGGCCGCCUGGGUGGAGACGCUGCGCUCCGACGGCGAGACCGACAAACACUGGCGCCACCGCCGAGAGUUCCUGCUCCGCAACGCCGGGGACCUGGCCCCCGCCGGCGGCGCUGUCUCCGCUCACCCGGAGGAGGCCGCCGACGCCGAGAGCGGGAGCCGCAGUCGGCAGCUGCAGCAGCUCAUCUCCUUUUCCAUGGCCUGGGCCAACCACGUCUUCCUCGGGUGCCGGUACCCUCAAAAAGUUAUGGAUAAAAUACUUAGUAUGGCUGAAGGCAUCAAAGUGACAGAUGCUCCAAUCCAUACAACAAGAGACGAACUGGUUGCCAAGGUGAAGAAAAGAGGGAUAUCGAGUAGCAAUGAAGGGGUAGAAGAGCCAACAAAAAAACGAGCCAUAGAAGGAAAAAACAGUUCUGCAGUUGAGCAAAAAGAUCAUGUGAAAAUUCCUGCCAAAACAGAGCGCGCAUCAGUGUUCGGGACAACUACCAAGUCAGAGAGUAGUGGGAACUCAGCUCGGAGCUCUGGCACCCUGAGUCAGAAUAGCUCCACAAGUGAUGGAGAGCGCUCUGUUUCCAGGCAAAGCAGCAGCAGCAUUCCCUCUCAGGUAACAGCGGUAGGGUGUGAACCAGAAGCUCCAGAUAAACAUGGUUCAGCGUCGUUUGUUUCUUCGUUGUUGAAAUCCAGUGUGAAUAGUCAUGUGACCCAGUCCGCUGAUUCCAGACAACAAAGUGGAUCCCCGAAAAAGAGUGCUUUGGAAGGCUCUUCAGUCUCAGCCUCUCAGAGCAUCUCAGAGAUUGAGGUGCCCUUGUUGGGCUCCUCAGGAAGCUCAGAAAUAGAGUUGCCACUGUUGUCUUCUAAACCUAGUUCAGAGACAGCUUCAAGCGGGUUAUCUUCCAAAGCUAGUUCAGAUGCAAGUGUUUCAUCAUCAGUUUCUAAAAACAGUUCCUCAUCAGGCACAUCUUUACUAACCCCCAAGAGCACCACCUCAGCAAACACGAUGCUGACUUCCAAAAGCACUUCGCAGGUAGCUGCAUCGCUCUUAGCUUCCAAGAACAGCUCCCAGACCAGCGGCUCUCUGGUUUCCAAAAGCACUUCCAUAGCAAGUGUGUCCCAGCUGGCUUCUAAGAGUAGCUCUCAGAGCAGCACGUCACAGUCACAGCUGCCUUCUAAAAGUACUGCGCAGGCGAGCGAGAGUUCUGUCAGAUUCUCUUGUUGCAAGUUAACCAAUGAAGAUGUGAAACAGAAGCAGCCUUUUUUCAAUAGACUGUACAAAACGGUGGCAUGGAAGUUGGUGGCCGUUGGUGGCUUUAGUCCCAGCGUGAAUCACGGAGAGCUCCUAAACGCAGCUGUCGAGGCUCUGAAAGCAACGCUGGAUGUGGUUUUCGUCCCGCUAAAGGAACUGGCAGAUCUGCCUCAAAACAAGAGCUCUCAAGAAAGUAUUGUUUGUGAACUGAGAUGUAAGUCUGUGUAUUUGGGCACUGGCUGUGGAAAAAGCAAAGAAAAUGCAAAAGCAGUUGCAUCAAGAGAAGCCUUGAAGUUAUUUCUCAAGAAAAAGGUGGUGGUUAAAAUAUGUAAAAGAAAAUACAGAGGCAGUGAAAUCGAAGACUUAGUACUCCUCGAUGAAGAGUCAAGGCCUGUAAACUUGCCUCCAGCAUUAAAACAUCCUCAAGAAUUACUGUAA
This is a messenger RNA of Lipotes vexillifer (Yangtze River dolphin), 1722 nucleotides long. It is a transcript of the gene CDKN2AIP, whose product is annotated as CDKN2A interacting protein. Bases 1 to 1722 code for a protein of 573 amino acids. The record is from RefSeq and is a predicted model, not a curated record. The transcript has 4 exons. Gene Ontology annotation, cellular component: nucleoplasm; nucleolus. Lineage: Eukaryota; Metazoa; Chordata; Mammalia; Artiodactyla; Lipotidae.